AAGAGACUCCAUAACCUCCGAAAGGAGUUGUACUACAUCAAGAAGACUGACUGGCAGUAUGAGCCCAUAGAUAAGCUCAUCGGGCAGUCGUAGGUGCUUAUAAACAUCAUGAAUACGCUAGAGAUGGUGCUGGACCUCGCCUACCAGCGAUUUGCUGGGAGGCGAAAGGAGACGAUUGAGGAACAACUGGACAAUGUGUUGAAGAGGAUGCAUGACGACACGGAUAAGAAGGAUGAUGAGGAUGCAAAGGAACAUGAAUAUCUGGAGCAAUUGAAGAGAUCAGGAGAAUGCGUGAAGAAGAGUGGAACGAUUACAAAGCUGCAGCCAACAUACGGGAUGAUUGAUCAUCAGUAUCGCUUUGAGAUUAGUCUCUCGCAACACUUCCAUAACAUCUCAGAGGGAUGCAGGAUCAGCUAUUUGGCUUACAAGCAGCCUGAUGGCAUAACCAAGGUCGUGAAGAUAGAAUCUGUCCUACAGGAAGUAUGGGACAAUUGCGGACAGAACGAGGAGAGGAUGCUGGAACAGGCGAUUGAUGAGUACUUUCAGGUGCACAUGAGGAGGUUUAACGGGACCAUUGUGGCUGUUACUGACUCUGAGGACGGCACAAUUGUAGAUGUUGAGACAGAAGUGGACAGAAAAGUGUCCGUGAACAUAGCUAAAGUGCAGAUUCAGUUUAAACCUGCCGCUGGCGAUGAAGUCGUGUUGACGUGCAAAGUUCAGACGGAUGAUCACUUUGUGGACUUCUCAGGCGCUGUGCUGGAUUACGUGGCGAUUAAUCCGGUGCGAACUGCGAUGGCUAUGGGAAAAGUGACCAGUGUCACGCCCUCCGGAGGUGGAAAGAUCGAUAAGAACAUUGCCUUUAGUCCAGCAGCUCUGGAGCCUGAGUACAAGCCUCAAGUUGGCGAUCUUGUGACCUAUGAUGCCCUUGAGAACAAUAAGAACAAUUGCACUUGGCGCUGUCUCAAAGUUGUCCUCUCGAAAAGGUCCGAAAACAGUCAAGAAGCAGUCGAAGUUGUCCCAGUUGUGCAGAAUGAGCGAGGAAUUGUCGUCAGUGACAUCCCAACUAUCUUCCUCUCUGAUAUCAAUCAGACAGCACCUCUGGAGAUCCGUAUCAAGAACAAUCAUACUCAUCCUCACAAACUCUAUCGCACGAUCAUCCCAAUCGCGAAGAAGCUGAGUCAAUUGGAACUCCUCUCGCCAGACAUCAACGCCUCAUUUGACAUCGCGCCUGGCCAAGAACAUGUAUUUAAGAUGAUGGUGAAGGGACGCUUUUGUGGGUUUUCUACUGAGAAAAUCGUAUGGAAGUUCGCACGAGGAUUGUUUGUGGAGCGCAAAAUUGAGAUUCAAGUGGGAGACGAUGAUAGUCCAGCUAUAAUUGAAUUUCCUCGAUAUCAGAAUUCCCGCUACAAUGGAUACGCUAGAGAAUUUGCCGACAGUGACGCCGAUGUGAUCCGUGGAGGGGCACUGAUGAAGUCCAAAGGCAUCUCUUCUCAAGUCAUUAGUCACUAUCUCGUGCCCAAUCAACUCAGAGAACUUGUACUGGGCGCAAAUAACAGGAUGGAAGCUGAGGAGAGUGUAUUGAGAGCUUAUCCGUCGCUGAAUAACACACUGGAGCCGAGGAACUACACGAGCAUUUUUCACAAUUUGGUAUUCCUGGAGGAGAUUCAACUGUGGGUAGAGUUCAGAGUGUACGAUCGCCAGGAGGUGUUCUUCAAGAAAUAUGACAAAGAGUAUUUGCAAAUGGAAAUUGACAAUGUGGCGGAGACUAGGCCAUCUCUCAUUCUGGGCGACAUCAUCCGGAUCACCAGUACUUGGGACAAAAAACGGGUGUACGAAGGAUUUAUCCACAAAGUUCUACAAAAUAGCGUGCUGGUGAAGUUUGAGAAGCACUUCCAAAAUUCCUACAACGGAGAAAAGUACAAUGUGCAGUUUCAGUUCUCGCGGGGCAGUUUUCGGAAGCAACACCACGCUGUGGCCAAUAUCAUACCGCGGAUGAAGGAGCAUGUGGUUUUUCCUGUGCAAAUUGAACCGAAGAGCCCGCAAGUUGAUGUGGAGAUUGUCAAUGGGGAGCUGGUGGAGCAGAAAGCAGGAAGAGUGCUGAAUUGGUUCAACCCAAAGCUUAAUGAGUCUCAGAAGAGAGCCGUGAAGAACAUUCUACGCGGAGAGGCGCGUCCGAUGCCGUACGUGAUUUUUGGACCACCAGGAACUGGUAAGACAUACACAGUCCUCGAAGUGAUCCUGCAAAUUGCCAAGAAUGUGUCUCAUUCGAGAAUUCUGGUCGGUGCAUCGUCAAACAGUGCAGCGAAUCUCAUCACUGAACGGCUGAUAAGCUGCAAAAGUCUCUAUCCUGGAGAUUUCAUUCGCAUUGUGGGCUUGAGUGCCAUCGAUAAGAAUAGCAUUCCUGAACAUUUGCAUCCAUAUUGCGCUCUGUGUGACAUCUCCAUUGAUGGCACAAGCGGAAAUGAAAUCAAAGAGACAGAAACGGGACUCAAGAUGCACUGCAAUACGAAGUACUUGGCUGAACAUAAGAUUAUCAUUGGCACUUGCCAGGGUUUGGGAUCCUUUAUGGCGCUGAAUCUCAAAGACAAUCACUUCACUCACGUCAUUCUUGAUGAGGCUGGACAGUGCAACGAGCCAGAGACGAUCAUUCCCUUGUCGCUGCUGAAUUCCGAAAUGGGACAGAUCAUUCUGGCUGGUGAUCCUCGACAGCUCGGGCCGCACACAAUCAGUCCAAUUGCCAAAGAUCACGGCUUGGAGCUCUCCUUCCUCGAUCGAAUCCUGGAGAGAUUUCCCUAUGAGCAGAAUUACGACCGCCAUAAGCACGGAUUUGAUGAGCGUCUCGUGACGCAGCUGAUCUACAACUAUCGCAGUUUGCCGAGUGUCCUGAAGCUCUACUCAGAUCUAUUCUAUGAUGGGAAGUUGAAGGCCACAAUUGGCGAGGAGGGAACAUCUGAGAUUGCCUUCCUGAAGAAGUACGUCACCAUUCUGCCAGAUGCCACAAAUCCCAACCACGGAGUAUUCUUCUUCUCCAUCAUCGGUGAGAAUAGACAAAGUGCGGAAAGUCCUUCGUGGUACAAUGCCGUGGAGGCGAGAAACAUUUUUAUCUUCUGCACAAAAUUGUACGCACUGGGCAUUCAACACUCGGAUAUCGGCAUCAUAGCUCCCUACAAAGCACAGGUGAAGCACAUUCGUGAACGUCUACGUGCCAUUGAUGAGGACAAAAUCCCCAAAGUCGGCAGCGUGGAGGAAUUCCAGGGUCAGGAGCGAAACAUCAUCAUUUUGUCCACGGUGCGAUCAUGCAAGAACUUCCUCGCCAACGAUUCCAAGCACUCACUUGGAUUUGUGCAGAACAGCAAGCGUCUCAAUGUUGCCAUCUCGCGUGCCAAGAGCCUUCUCGUCAUCUUCGGCAAUGCUCAACUCCUGGCCAAUGAUCCCAAUUGGUGCUCCCUGAUUCGCUACACAGCUAAGAACAACGCCUUCAUCGGCAACCUUCCAGUCCUGGUCGGCGGCAUUCACUAAAUUCUCUGUUUCAAUUACUCUUUAUUAUUUUUAGAAAAGAAAUACCUUUGCAUAAGAAAUUCAUGUUCAGUAGUA
This is a messenger RNA of Phlebotomus argentipes, 3594 nucleotides long. RefSeq names its product probable RNA helicase armi (gene armi). The record is from RefSeq and is a predicted model, not a curated record. Lineage: Eukaryota; Metazoa; Arthropoda; Insecta; Diptera; Psychodidae. The transcript has 2 exons. The coding region runs from base 109 to 3519 and encodes 1136 amino acids. Gene Ontology annotation, molecular function: helicase activity.